Trichophyton rubrum CBS 118892 is the source of this 885-nucleotide messenger RNA. RefSeq lists its product as uncharacterized. Lineage: Eukaryota; Fungi; Ascomycota; Eurotiomycetes; Onygenales; Arthrodermataceae. Bases 1 to 885 code for a protein of 294 amino acids. The record is from RefSeq and is a predicted model, not a curated record. Gene Ontology annotation, cellular component: cytoplasm; nucleus. Gene Ontology annotation, biological process: mitotic DNA damage checkpoint signaling; protein phosphorylation. Gene Ontology annotation, molecular function: ATP binding; protein serine/threonine kinase activity. The transcript has 5 exons.
AUGGAGUUGAAAAUCCUGCAAGAUACAGGGAGACUCAACUCUGCCUUCUUCUAUACGCAUACACCAACUAAUAGGCAACACCUUUGUCUUGUGAUGAAAGCUGUCGGAUGCCCUCUGAAAGACAGAAGCUGGGCUAAACCUAAUGGUGGCGAACUUGGUAUCCCAUGGGAUGUUUUAUCCGCUGCCAUGCUUACAGAGAUGCUCCUGUUGAAAGUAUUUGAGAUCCAUGAAGUCGGGAUAUACCAUGGAGAUAUCAGUCCAUCCAACGUUGCUCUAGGCCUCGCCGAAGAUGCCUUUACGCCCAAGUCCCUGAAAUGGACUUUCAGUGAAGACUUACGGGCAGUAGUACACCUAGGAUUCAUACCUCUGACAGAACCACAACCACCUGUCCCGCCAUUCUUACCGGCUUAUAUUGCAUACCAUGUGUAUCCACUUGCCUCUGACGGACUGGAUGUGACUAAGAUUGAUAUUAUUGACUUUGGACAAGGCGGGUACGAAUCAAAGAAUACCAAGCUAAGGGGUACCCGGGGUUAUAAACCGCCUGAAUCCAAGAACCCGGGUGCUCUUGGAUCUAUUCAAUCCGACUUAUGGAGCCUAGGUUGUCUGGUCUACUAUGCACUGACGGAUAUUCAUUUAUUCGGGCCAGACGAGGAAUUCGUAAAAGCAUACACAGCGGCGAGCGAUCAGGAGCAAAUAUCCUAUAUCGAUGUCCAACUAAGAGCAGAUAGGGUUUUUCAACAGCACGUCGAGUACAGGGAUAUAACAGCUAGGCUACUUCAUUCUCUUUUAAGAGUUGAUCCUGCAAAGCGAAGUGCAACAGAGGCGAAAAAGUGGCUCGUCAAGAUGGUAGAGUAUGCGAACCAGCAUAUGGAAGGCGACCGGUGA